This is a messenger RNA of Schistocerca serialis cubense, 1863 nucleotides long. RefSeq lists its product as uncharacterized. The transcript has a single exon. Lineage: Eukaryota; Metazoa; Arthropoda; Insecta; Orthoptera; Acrididae. The record is from RefSeq and is a predicted model, not a curated record. Bases 1 to 1863 code for a protein of 620 amino acids.
AUGCAGUUGUCAGCCCUGACGCAGUGGGGAGACGUACUGCAGCUUGCCCACAUGCAGUUGUCAGCCCUGAUGCAGUGGGGAGACGUACUGCAGCUUGCCCAACAGCAGUUGUCAGCCCUGAUGCAGUGGGGAGACGUACUGCAGCUUUCCCACAUGCAGUUGUCAGCCCUGAUGCAGUGCGGAGACGUGCUGCAGCUUGCCCACGUGCAGUUGUCAGCCCUGAUGCAGUGGGGAGACGUACUACAGCUUGCCCACGUGCAGUUGUCAGCCCUGAUGCAGUGGGGAGACGUACUGCAGCUUCCCCACGUGCAGUUGUCAGCCCUGAUGCAGUGGGGAGACGUACUGCAGCUUGCCCACGUGCAGUUGUCAGCCCUGAUGCAGUGGGGAGACGUACUGCAGCUUGCCCACGUGCAGUUGUCAGCCCUGAUGCAGUGGGGAGACGUACUGCAGCUUGCCCACGUGCAGUUGUCAGCCCUGAUGCAGUGGGGAGACGUACUGCAACUUGCCCACGUGCAGUUGUCAGCCCUGAUGCAGUGGGGAGACGUACUGCAGCUUGCCCACGUGCAGUUGUCAGGCCUGAUGCAGUGGGGAGACGUACUGCAGCUUGCCCACGUGCAGUUGUCAGCCCUGAUGCAGUGGGGAGGCGUACUGCAGCUUGCCCACGUGCAGUUGUCAGCCCUGAUGCAGUGGGGAGACGUACUGCAGCUUGCCCUCGUGCAGUUGUCAGCCCUGAUGCAAAGGGGAGACGUACUGCAGCUUGCCCACGUGCAGUUGUCAGGCCUGAUGCAGUGGGGAGACGUACUGCAGCUUGCCCACGUGCAGUUGUCAGCCCUGAUGCAGUGGGGAGACGUACUGCAGCUUGCUCACAUGCAGUUGUCAGCCCUGAUGCAGUGGGGAGACGUACUGCAGCUUGCCCACAUGCAGUUGUCAGCCCUGAUGCGGUGGGGAGACGUACUGCAGCUUGCCCACGUGCAGUUGUCAGCCCUGAUGCAGUGGGGAGACGUACUGCAGCUUGCCCACAUGCAGAUGUCAGCCCUGAUGCAGUGGGGAGACGCACUGCAGCUUGCCCACAUGCAGUUGUCAGCCCUGAUGCAGUGGGGAGACGUACUGCAGCUUGCCCACAUGCAGUUGUCAGCCCUGAUGCAGUGGGGAGACGUACUGCAGCUUUCCCACAUGCAGUUGUCAGCCCUGAUGCAGUGGGGAGACGUACUGCAGCUUGCCCACAUGAAGUUGUCAGCCCUGAUGCAGUGGGGAGACGUACUGCAGCUUGCCCACAUGCAGUUGUCAGCCCUGAUGCAGUGGGGAGACGUACUGCAGCUUGCCCACGUGCAGUUGUCAGCCCUGAUGCAGUGGGGAGACGUACUGCAGCUUGCCCACGUGCAGUUGUCAGCCCUGAUUCAGUGGGGAGACGUACUGCACCUUGCCCACAUGCAGUUGUCAGCCCUGACGCAGUGGGGAGACGUACUGCAGCUUGCCCACAUGCAGUUGUCAGCCCUGACGCAGUGCGGAGACGUACUGCAGCUUGCCCACAUGCAGUUGUCAGCCCUGACGCAGUGGGGAGACGUACUGCAGCUUGCCCACAUGCAGUUGUCAGCCCUGACGCAGUGGGGAAACGUACUGCAGCUUGCCCACAUUCAGUUGUCAGCCCUGACGCAGUGGGGAGAAGUACUGCAGCUUGCCCACAUGCAGUUGUCAGCCCUGACGCAGUGGGGAGACGUACUGCAGCUUGCCCACAUGCAGUUGUCAGCCCUGAUGCAGUGGGGAGACGUACUGCAGCUUGCCCACGUGCAGUUGUCGGCCCUGAUGCAGUGGGGAGACGUACUGCAGCUUGCCCACGUGCAGUUGUCGGCCCUGAUGCAGUGA